AGGCAGCACGGUCUCCUCGGCUCCCUGCCCUCACCCGGGCGAAGGUCUUGUUGAUGGAUGCUCCUUGGAAAAGGGAAACGAUGGCCUCCCGGAGCCCUUGGGGGCCCAGAAGGCUCUCUGUGCCGGUCCUGGCGGGUGCCGGUGCCGCAUCCUCGCCCCAUUCUCACUUCUGGAGCCAAGUGGCGGAGGAGAAGAAGGUCUUCUGCCCCCAGGACAGUGUGAAAAUAUUACGCCUCACGCUCCAGAAUGACCUCCCUGGCGACAGGCGUGACCCAGUGAAGCAGAAGCCGGUGGGAAGGGCCUUUGCGAUGGUGGCCAACCGGCCCACGGGCAGCCACACCUUGGCUUCGGAGUGCGUCAAGUCCAGCGAGGGGGAUGAAGAGAUCAUCAAGGUGUACCUGAAAGCCCGGGCAGAGGACAAGACGAAGAAUGAGAAGAGCCCCCACCGACUGAAAAGUGAUGGCGGUGAGAGCCAAGAGUUGACUUCGGGAAAAAAGAACGGGAUCCAUCCAUACAGAACCACCUCGUAUCGGAGUCUGUCUGCAGGAGAGGAGGAACCGUCCUGUCACGGAGAAGACAUCCGAAUCAUGCGCGAGACGACUAAGAGGCUUUUCUCCAAGCUGCAGGAGGCAGAGAAGCGGCAUCAGUCGGAUCGGGCCGCGUACGAGACGUCCAUCUCUCACUACCGGAGGGAAGCAGAGCAGUCGGGUGCCGCUCUGCGACAGGCAGAACUGGAUCUGGCAGAGAAGGAUCUCAAAGUGGAAGAAGUCCAGCGGCUUCUCUCGGGGAUGGAGAAGGAGCACCGGAGCCUGCUGCAGAAGAUGAAAGACAGCGAAUCCGAGCUGGAGGAGCUGAGGAAGCUUCGGAGCGAACAAGCUGCCGAGCAGGAAAGGUCUUCCAAACUUGAAAAGGAAGUAGCCACUUUGCGGGAGAAAAUCCACCACCUGGACGACAUGCUGAAGAGCCAGCAGCGCAAAGUGCGGCAGAUGAUAGAGCAGCUUCAAAACUCCAAGACGGUCAUUCAAUCCAAGGACGCCAUUAUUCAGGAACUCAAAGAGCGAGUGGCUUACCUGGAGGCCGAGAACCUGGAGAUGCACGAUCGAAUGGAGCACCUCAUCGAAAACCAAACCAACUCUAGCGGGUACAAUACCAGGCCCCGCUCCAAAUCGGAUUACAUGAGCAGCAACAAAAAGAUUACCAAAGCUCUUGGGCCCAAACCUUUGCCUCUUAUUCGAGUGGUGGAAACAUGAACAGACUCCCCCCAUCUGCCUCCUCCCGUCCCAUGAAAGGUUUGGCUUCGGAGUAGAAGAAACUCAUCCCACCUUGCUAAACGCUUGGCUUCAGCCAGCAACCUCAGCCGCUGUGCCGUGGCCUCUUGGCGCUCCAAAAGACUGCCGCUUCCAUAGUGCGCCGAGGCCACCAGGACACUGCCAGCAAGGAAGGCCCACCAGAGGCCGAAUGGGCUCCGUGGACCGUCGGGAUGUGGGGAGGGGAUUUAUGAAACUCGGUGCUCUUCCUGGAGGUGGACUGUCCCUUGCAAUAGGAUCUACAAGACUGGCCAACAUUGUAAGAAGAGUUCCUUUUUUUUAUAAAGAUACCUCCCUCAAACAUUUCUUUUCUGGCUUUAUUUACUCCUGCAAAGUGUCUGGCUUGGUUCCUGUGUGCACAGAGUUUCUCUUUUUUUGGAAUAUCCUUCAGUGAGUUAAAGGGCUCUGCACCCAGGACAACCACUUGUUCCAGAGAAAUCCGUAGGUAUCAUUACAGACCAAGCCUGUUGCUUCAACACAGAACCGUUUUCUAGCUCCUGUUUCUUGGUCAUGCUACAGUCUGACGUAAUGGUGGGAGGGUGGGGUGGGAGGCCGUGAAUUAGCAUUCCGUAUAUAAUGCGAUAAGUUUAUUGAAUGUUCAAGAUACUUCUAUAUAUCGGCAUUAAUGCAGCUUGUGUGGUCGACUGUUUCCCCCUCUGCUAGAAUUAUAUCCUUAGAUUUGCAAAGCAUGGAUGUACGCUCAGGAUAUCCACAGUGGAAAAGGAGCUCAGCUGUGCUUGAUGAGCCCAAGGACCCAACUCUUACAGGAACCGAUCUUUGCAAGGUUCCCAGUGAAACUGUUCAGCAACCUGAAGUCCGUUUGUUACCAUCUUUCCACUUCUGCCAUAGGUCCAGAUGCAGAAGUGUGUAUUGUGUGCUUUGCUGUGCGGGGGAGCCCAGCCCCCAUUUCCCCUUGCCCAGAGAACCUGUUCAGCUCUUCCUUCUACUGUUUGUCCAAGGAAGGGAGCCGGUCUUUCCCUUUAUAUCGGGGACGGCAGCAGUCUGGGAAGGGGGGAAAGCACUCCUGAUUUGCGCCGUGUUCGUGUGAACGAACGGAUCAGAGGGAAGGGUGUUUAAAGGACAAAUCCAUCCCCUUCUGUCAGCAAUACGAGUGUAACAGUCAACGCUGGCCUGGGGCUUGCUGAGCUGAUGGCACGUCUGACGUAGCUAUGAGAGAAUCUCUGUGUCUGUGUUUUUCGAGCUGCGCAAGCAGCAGAUACACAUCAAGACCUCCAAGCUUUGGGACUUUAUCCUGAUCCAGAGAUGAGGUCAGGCAGUGGGAAUCUCCAUCCAGGAGAUUCCAAAAUCUUUCCUUUCUCCAGAAAUGGAGUCUAUUCAAGGGCUUGUAUUUAUUCUGUAGAUUACUGCAAUAGUAGUUUGGCACUGAUAGUAACCUUAACUUGCCUUACUGAGCAUGUGGCUGUCUCCCCUACCUGUUUACCCUGCCCUUUCUCCAAGGAGUUCCGUGCAUCUUAAAUGGCUCUUCUCCAGCCUUAUUUUAUCUGUACACAACAAUCCUGUGAGGUAGGUGAGGCUAAAAUGAAAGACAGUGACUGGCCCAGAGUUGCCCAUAAUUUGAACUUGGCUCUCCCUUCUGUUAGUCUAACUCACGUAACCUCACUACGCUGUGUUCAGUGUUAGAAUGUACCGAUGUUAUCCAGCAUGGCUUUGCCUUUGGAAUGUACUUCCAAAAAAAAAUUCUGUUGACUUUGCAUGUGUCAGAGAUCCAGAGGAGCUAGUCGUGUUAGUCUGUAGUUGCAAAAUAGCAGAGUCCAGUAGCACCUUUAA
Messenger RNA from Eublepharis macularius, 3095 nucleotides. RefSeq names its product tuftelin 1 (gene TUFT1). NCBI's taxonomy places the organism in Eukaryota, Metazoa, Chordata, Lepidosauria, Squamata, Eublepharidae. The record is from RefSeq and is a predicted model, not a curated record. Gene Ontology annotation, cellular component: I band; intracellular anatomical structure. Gene Ontology annotation, biological process: intracellular signal transduction. The coding region runs from base 54 to 1250 and encodes 398 amino acids. The transcript has 12 exons.